Messenger RNA from Schistocerca americana (American grasshopper), 462 nucleotides. RefSeq names its product alanine and glycine-rich protein-like. The transcript has 2 exons. Bases 1 to 462 code for a protein of 153 amino acids. The record is from RefSeq and is a predicted model, not a curated record. NCBI's taxonomy places the organism in Eukaryota, Metazoa, Arthropoda, Insecta, Orthoptera, Acrididae.
AUGGCGGCGGCCGAUUGUGCGAGCGCUGCUCUCAGGCCCCCUAACUCAAUAACGGCGGGAGGAGCAGUCGCGGGCGGCGGCGGCGGCGGCGGCGGCGGCGGCGUGUCUCCCCAGAGCAGCCGGAGCGGGGGCUGCCUUUGGAGGCUCUGGCAGUGCCUGUUGCUAGCAGCGGUGGAGGCUGCUGGGGGUGGGAGUGGUGGAGGCGACGCGACGGAAGGAAGGAAACCAGCCACCGCCGCCGCCGCCGCCUCCCCCGCUGAGCCAAGUUUACGCAAUUUGCAGCGCCGCGCCAGGGCGGCGUGCGCAGCUAAAUUAAGGGGCAGAGCUGUCGCGGGGAGCAGCGCCGCCCGACGAUGGAUUCUACUGCCGAAACGCUCCGAAAUAGUUGCAUCCGCAAAACUUGGAAAUGGGCCGCACAGAGGAGGUGGGCGCCGGGAGGGGCUAGUCGCCGAAUACGCGUGA